GCCGCACUGGCUCACCCACACCCCUCACGCCUCCUGCAAACCAGUGAACGCACUGUCCUCUGAAUCUCUGCAACUACAAUCCGGCCUUUAGUGAAAAGAGUUACGUGAUUCUUUUGUUGUGAAUGUAUUUCUGUCUUGAGAAGUUUCGGCAAUUUGCCUAUGAUGUGCGCAAAUAAUAGAACUUGAAAAUUACUAUACGUUUAUAAUGCACUCGAUUACAACUUUUAAACAUCUAAGCUAUGCGACACCGAUUACGUUAAAGGACAUGAAAUAUCGAAAAACUGAAUGUUAGCGUAAAGACAGAUCGUCAAAAUAAGACAUUCUAGUAACGCCAUCAAUCGCAUUGACACGAGCUGGAAAAAAGAAAAAAGAAAAGAAAAAAAAAAAAAAAAACUCAUAAGGCUCUGUGUAUGCAAUCGCCAAUCGAGCCUGACAAUCACCUCCGGCGAAUGUGAGAUAAGUCUGAUUCUGAAAGCCAGCAGUGGAGUCUGCCUGGCCAAAGACGCCACCUGGUAACAUUGGUUCCGCGGCGUUACAAUUGGAACAUAGGCGACUUCAGAGAAUAACUUUAAAAGAGUAUUACAAAAUAAUGGUUCGGAGAGAGGCGCAGAUGAUGAUCGGAAGAUAUCUUGCAGUACAGUGAUCGCUCUUCUCCUCGUAAAUAAAGAGAGUCCAGAAAGGGAAUACUGGAAGUAAGAGACGACUAUUUGGAGUUUAUUCGCCGCCAUUUUGUCGAGGGAAUUGACGCCGAGCUCAUGUAAACAACUCUCAAGAUAUACUAUUGGCUUCUGAAUAAGCUGUCUUGGUAGAAGGGGCGUGCAAAAGCAUAUGGAAAGAUUCAUGACAGAUUCAUGACCACCAAAAAUCUUCAGAACCUUGAUUACAUAAACUGUUGAAAUGUGUUUAUUGAGUGCAUUGGUUGUAAAAUAUCAUUAAACUUCAAGAUUGUGUUUAAAAGUGUAUGAAUAUUUGUCAUAGCUGAUUAUUUUAUUAAAGACAGUAGAUUGAAACUGGUGAAUUGUGUUAUACAAGAAUCUUGACAUGACAAGUCAGUGAAUAUGUUUUUUAUGAGCAAGUACAGAGAAAGCUUCCCGAUGAUCAAUGUGUAGAAAAUGGUUUAUUUAAAUUCUAAAGCUAAUAAAAAUUGUGCAUUCUAAGCCAUUAUGUGAACUUGUGGGUGACAGUGUUAUUUGUACUAUUUAUGGAUAGUACAUGAAUAUCAGCAAAAAAUUAGGACUAGGGAGAAUUGGAAGAUUGUUGGACCACUGAUAACUGCUUCAAAAAGCAGAAACAUGGAGUCCUUACCAACAGAAGACAACCCUAUCCAAGAAGUGUACAUCAAGGAAGAAAUACCAGAUGAUAUAAAGAUAGAAAUUAAAGAUGAAGAGGAAAGCCUAGAUGGAUCUGCUCCCAGUGGGGAUCAAGUGGAAGGCUCCUGUACCACACACAAAUCAGAAAAACUAGACACCACUACUAUUGCAGCAGAAGAGCAAGAGAAGGUUGAUAUUUCCUCUGAUGAAGAAAACCGCUCUGUUUUAUUGCGAUGCUCAGUAUGUAGCAAGAGAUAUCUAACAGCAUCAUCCCUGAGUGCCCAUUUGAGUAAACGACAUCGCAUUACACUAGGUCCUCGUUAUACUUGCCACAUUUGUGGGGCUCUUGGUCAGUCGAAAGCCACACUCAAACGCCACCUCAUAAGAACUCAUGGGGAAGAUAGUAUAGCAAGACCUGAAUUUCUGAGAAAGUGUCGCCAUUGUGGAGAUGGAUUACCCACCCAGACUGCACUGUAUGCACACAUAUCUGCUGCUCAUCCAGAAGAACUUCAUAAUUAUCAUUGCUGUCCAGUGUGCCCAGCCUUGGUCAGCAGUAGACCCUCUCUCCUUCGACAUUUUGGUCGAAGCCAUCCAGGAGCUAAACCCCCUGGACAUGAUGCAGAGCAUUGUGAGAAAUGUGGAGCUGUCUUCAGGUCAUACACUGCCCUCAGAAAACAUCUAAAGGAAAACCAUCCAGAAUCUCUGUUGCAUACUUGCAAGAAGUGUGGCUCAACAUUCAAGUAUUCUUAUCUUCUUGCACGGCAUACCAAAUCUGCCCACAGGGAACGUGUAGUACCUCCACCAAAUAACUGUCACAAAUGUGAUAUUUGUGGUCGAGAAUAUCGCAUUCGGUCCCGACUGGAGAAACAUGUAAAGAUGGUUCACACUAACCCAGAAGCUCGAGUCUUCCGUUGUACAACAUGUAACCUGACAUUUGCAUCAAAUAACCACAGAGUUCAGCAUUACCGUGCAGUGCACCGCAAGCGGAAGCAGCCUCAUUGUAAUGAGUGUGCAAAAUCUUUUGAGACAGUUGAUGAACUCAGUGUUCACAGGCAAGAACAUAAGAUUGAUUGCCCAGUAUGCAAUAAAACUUUUGUGAGACGUGAUACACUCCGAGAGCACCUUCUCAUCCACAACGGUCCACGGCUUCCCUGCCCCUAUUGUUCAAAGACUUUCACGCAAAAUUCAAACCUUAAAAGACAUAUACGAAUCCAUACAGGUGAAAAGCCAUACAAAUGCACGUUUUGCAGUAAAUGCUUCGGUGACAAAUCGGCCUGUAACAGCCAUAUCCGCGUUCAUACAGGGGCUGAGCGGUGCAUGUGUCACAUAUGUGGGGCGUCGUUUUCUAAGCGUCAGAAGUUGACAUAUCAUAUGCGCAAACAUACUGGUGAAGGUCUUCUUCAUUGUCCUCUGUGUACAAAACCCACAACAAAUUCGUAUGCACUAAAAAAACACAUGGAAACACAUCAGCAACCUCUUAUGAAAGUCUUGAGUAGCAUAGGUAUUGAUUCAAUGAUUGAAGACUUCUCAGAGACAACCCUUACAGCAUUACGCAACCUGGCUCAUUUAGCAACCCAGAGGAGCACAGAAUUUGCUUCUAAACAAAAAAUAAAUAAACAGGGAAGUACCAGCAAAGAUAUGAGUAUCCAGGGAAGCAAUACGUACAAAGAAGACUUAGAAUCUUCAGUAGCAGCUCAGCGAGAGAGCAGCAAAGACCAUAUACUUAACUGCAUGGCUAAAGCUGAAAAUACAGAAAUAGAUUCAAGAGAACUGAAAGCUGAGGAAUGUAACAAGAAUGAUAAUAUACAAUCUCCUGAUACAAUUAAAGUAGAUAAUCAUGAAAGAUAUCUUUUGAAAGAUGAUUCCAAGGUAGGUGAUAAUAGCUUAGAGAUUAAUAAUUCUGAUGAACUGCCAGAAAAAUCUAUUGUUUUGACUGAGAAAUUGGAAGAGAGAAAGACAGAAAAUAAGAAAAAUAGUUUAGUUGAAGAUGACAAAGAGCAGCUUGAAUUAGCAAAUAAUGAAGGAUCAACUGUAGCUGCACAGGAGCAGACAUUUGGGUCACUAAUAUUGCAGGGGACUCCAGCGGUUGUACUCAUGCAGUUGAUAGAAAACAUUGUGGAAUCUCAUUUUGGAUCUUUUCAUGCAGAGGAAGUUCGACCAACACUUGGUGAUCAGUUAGUAGAACAGUGUCUUGAGGUAAUGAUGCAUGAUGACACCUCAAGGUCUAGUGAUGAUGGCAAGAGUGGAGAUGCUUGUGCUGAGUCUAGUUCAGUACAUGAUUUAAGUUUGAAUACAGAUGAACAGAAGAUAUCAAGAGCAAAUAAUAACUCCAACAAUAAAGAAAAAAUAGAUGCAUAUACAGCUGAUACUUGGUUAGAUUCUGAUACACAUGUGGAUGAUCAUUUUCAUUCAGGUGAAAGCGAAAGUGAUUUUUAUGUAUAUACAGACAAUACUGAUUUUUGUGACACAAGGUCUAAAAACAGCAUAAAGAAAGAAAAAUAUGACAAGUAUGAUAGGACAACUGAUAGUAAGGAAAUGGGUUUAUUUCAAAGGGAGGUUCUAGGCGAUGACAGUUAUGUAUUUUCCACAUCAACGGCUUCAGGAACAUCAACUGAGAUUGUGCCAAUAUACACAGAAACCAGACUACCCAAUGAAGAUGUAAUACUGUGAUGUUAUAACCAAGAUGGAAAUAGUUAUCUCAGGAAGAUGUAGAAACCUCAAGCCAUGUAGAGCAAGAUUAUAGAGGUGCAUGUACAUCUUACAAAUCAUCUGAUGCAAUUUAGAAAAGAACUUUGUAAAACAGAUUGUUGUAGUGUAGGAAAUAAUGUAGUUAAGUGAAGGUGGGAGUACAUUCUAUGAUGGAGGAUGUACUAACAUGCAUUAUAGAAUAUUAAUUGAAUGUAGAGAGUGUUAUAUAAUUUGAAGAAAUUGAACAAAGGACAGCUCAGCUUACCAGAUACAGA
Messenger RNA from Penaeus chinensis, 4273 nucleotides. Its product is annotated as zinc finger protein 23-like. NCBI's taxonomy places the organism in Eukaryota, Metazoa, Arthropoda, Malacostraca, Decapoda, Penaeidae. The record is from RefSeq and is a predicted model, not a curated record. The transcript is spliced from 11 exons. Gene Ontology annotation, molecular function: chromatin insulator sequence binding. Gene Ontology annotation, biological process: regulation of transcription by RNA polymerase II. The coding region runs from base 1293 to 3980 and encodes 895 amino acids. Gene Ontology annotation, cellular component: chromosome.